Molecule: messenger RNA, 765 nt
Organism: Rhipicephalus microplus (southern cattle tick)
Lineage: Eukaryota; Metazoa; Arthropoda; Arachnida; Ixodida; Ixodidae
Product: ubiquitin-conjugating enzyme E2 Z
Biological process (GO): negative regulation of apoptotic process
Cellular component (GO): nucleus
Molecular function (GO): cysteine-type endopeptidase inhibitor activity
Source: RefSeq, a predicted model, not a curated record
AUGAAUCACGAAGAGGUGAGCGACGAGUGCCUGCGCAGGGUCGGCUGCGACAUCAGAGAGCUCCAGUUCUUCCGCGUUCCUGGAGUGUUCGUCUCCCCCGAGGAGACCAACAUCGCCAAGAUCCACGCCCUGAUCCUGGGAGCUCCCGGCACGCCCUACGAAGGCGGCUUCUUCCACUUCGUGAUGAAAUGUCCGCCCGACUUCCCCAACAGUCCUCCGCGCGUGCGCCUUAUGACCACGGACGCCGGGCGCGUGAGGUUUGGGCCGAGCUUCCACGAGAACGGCAAGGUGUGCCUGGGCCUCCUGGGCACUUCGGCGGGGCCCACGUGGAGUUCUGGUCAGUGCCUGGGAAGCGUGCUGUUAUCCAUCAAGGCGCUGCUGAGCACGGAAAACCCCGUGGCCCAGGGGUCCACUCUGAGGGUCCUCCCGACGUUGGGCAGUUGUCAGAGCGACAAGCUAUGCUACAAUGCCGUCCUUCAGCACGAGACCAUCAGAGUGGCGGUGUGCAACACGGUCGAAGAGUGUCUGACAGGAGCGUCGGCGUACCCGUCUCCCCUGAGGGAGGUGGUAUUGAAGCACUUCCCGCAGUUCUACGGCGAGUACGAGAGGGCGGCCAAGAAGCAACUUCACUUGAGCGGUACACGCAUGAACGACUCCCAGGAACUGGAUGUCCCCAUGUACCAGUUCGACGCGCUUCUCGAACGGCUCGCGCAGCUGCGCGAGAGGGUCAAGGUGGCGACGGCCGCCGGGAAAUCGAGCAAGUGA